GCGGCCGCCCGGUGCCGGGGGAGGGCGGGGAAGGCGCACCUGGCCGGCGGCCCGGCGCGGCUCACCUGGCCGGCGGAGGGGUGCGCUCUCUGCCGUCCCCAACUCGGACCUCCCCACCUCCCCAGGCGCUCGCAGCCCCUCUCUAACAGGUGGCUCGGUGCCUGCCCCGCUCCCCGGCGGCUCCUGCGCCUCUCUCCUUCUCCUCGCCGCCGCCUAACAGGUGGUGGUGCCGCCGCCGCGCCUUCCUCCGUCCAGCGGGCAUGGGGAACCAGGUGGAGAAGCUGACCCAUCUCAACUACAGGGAAGUUCCUACGGCCGACCCGACAGGUAUGGACAGAGAUGAAGGGCCCAGGAUCGGGGUCUCCUACAUCUUUUCGAAUGACGAUGAUGAGCUGGAGCAGCAGCAGGAUUCGGUGCAUGACCUGGGGGGUGAGAACCCUGCCCUGCAGCCCUACGAUCCCCAGCUGCACGAGGUGGAGUGCUCAGUCUAUUACCGGGAUGAGUGUAUUUACCAGAAGAGCUUUUCAGAGGAGGACACUCAGCUAGAGGAGGGUGAUGAAGGAGGUGGGGGGCAUCUGAGCACCUACACCCCGGAGAACCUGCUGAAUAGGUGUAAGCCAGGUGACCUGGUGGAGUUCGUGUGCCAAGCCCAGUAUCCGCACUGGGUGGUCUAUGUGGGGGAUUUCCAAGUUGUGCACCUCCAUCGGCUGGAGGUGGUGAACAGCUUCCUCACCGACGCCAGCCAGGGCAGACGCGGCCGCAUUGCCAACCAGCUGUACCGCUACAAACCCCUCAGCCCGGCCGCGGUGGUGCGCAAUGCCCUGGAGCAGGUGGGUUGCAAGGAUCGGGACCUGAGCUGGAGAAACUCGGAGUGUUUUGCUGCCUGGUGCCGAUACGGCAAGCGAGAGUUUAAAAUCGGCGGGGAGCUGCGCAUAGGCAAGCAGCCCUACCGAUUGCAGAUCCGGCUGGGGGACAAGCGCAGCCACACGCUGGAGUUUCAGAGCCUGGAGGAUCUGAUCAUGGAGAAGAGGAGAAAUGACCAGAUUGGUAGGGCUGCUGUGAUCCAGGAGCUCUCCAGCCACCUGCAGGCUGCAGAGGAGGAGGAAGAGGAGGAGGAAGACCAUCAUCAUCCAGUUUCUUGCAGAAGGAUUGUCUGCAAACUGGAAAGUGGAAUGGGGAGAAAAUAAGAUGCAGAUCUGUACACAGAACUAAAAUUGUGACUUGAGGAAGGGUCACUCUUGUCCAGUGGCUGCAUGGAAGCGUCACCAUGGAUAAUGUGAGCAGCAUUGUGUCAUUCGUACACAGGACGUUGAUGUGAGAUCAAGGAGCUCUUCCAAUACUCAGAUUUGGAAGAAACUGGACUUUUCCAGUUAAACAUUAACAAUUAUACAAUUCAACACAAUUUACCUGGCUAAAACUCCACAAAAUUGAAGCACUCAUCAAUAGGUAAUCUCACCAAAGUACCAGGUUCUGAAUAACAAGCUGAGUGCUAUGAAUAAGGAACAAGAUGGUUAAAUUCUUUCUUCAGCCUCUUGCACUGCUCUCCUUUGACUGAUUCUGCCCUGAGACUAGGAAAGGGGGCAACUAAACACCUUUGUUUUCAUGUGUCAAGUAGUCACUAAAUGCAAUUAUGUUUCUCCUGUUCAUUUAAGAUGUACUACUACAUCUUAAGAUGUACUACUACAGUUUUAUCAACAGGUAGGUACUGCCAUUGAUUUAAGCACUGUUUUAUCAAUACAAUUUUUCUAUAUUAAAUAACAACAGUCUUUGGCAGAACUGGGCAAAUGUUCCUCGUUCUUGACAAAGCAGUCAUCUCAGAUGAUGGCUUUAAAUUAAGAGGUUAAAAUGUUAACAAUUCAUGAAGUAGAAAGAAGAUUGAGAAGGUGCCCUGUUGUGUACUCAGUGUCACUGUGCCUAUUGUGGAAAGACAAACCAUCUUCUGUAUUUGGGGCUUGCCAAAGUAUGCAAAAACGAGUCUGGACUGGCUGGAGUUGAAAGGAGGUUUGGGUGGUGUGAAUUCCCUUGUUUGGCUCAGCCUUGCAGCACUGAGAACCAUUUUUAUGUAGAAACAAUGAAAUGUUCUGCAUGGAUGUCAGACUAGCAAAUCCCCUUGACUAAGACCAGAAAUAUGUUAAACAACAAGUUUUAAAGGCAGAAUUGAAC
Messenger RNA from Pyrgilauda ruficollis (rufous-necked snowfinch), 2163 nucleotides. RefSeq names its product LRAT domain containing 2 (gene LRATD2). NCBI's taxonomy places the organism in Eukaryota, Metazoa, Chordata, Aves, Passeriformes, Passeridae. The transcript is spliced from 3 exons. Bases 261 to 1187 code for a protein of 308 amino acids. The record is from RefSeq and is a predicted model, not a curated record.